Messenger RNA from Cyclocybe aegerita, 2976 nucleotides. NCBI's taxonomy places the organism in Eukaryota, Fungi, Basidiomycota, Agaricomycetes, Agaricales, Hemipholiotaceae. The record is from the annotation of a GenBank genome assembly.
AUGCAGAGGACCCUGCUGCUCGUUGGAUCUUUCAUUCUCCUCCUUGUCUGUCAGAAAAUAAUCGGCUUUUUCAGAGCAGUCAAAUCCAUCGGCAAUCACCCUGGACAUCGUCUCCUCUUCUCUCCUGCAAAUAUCCUCGGUUCAUUCUUGCCAAGGACCAAAUAUGUAUCGCUGGGCCAAAACCACACAUUUGUGAGCAAGCAUACUGCAUUCGAAGCUGCUGGUUGUGAUAUCCACUCGUCUGUUAGCAUCAUUCCCAACGUCAGGACAAUGCUUGUGCUUGCAGAUCCUGCAGCAAUCAAGGAAGUCACCUCUUCACGGGCUCGCUUCCCGAAACCAGUUCAUUUCUACAAGGCCCUCUCCUUCUACGGGCACAACAUUGUCGCCUCCGAAGGAGAAGAAUGGAAGAAAUACAGGAAGAUUUCCUCACCUGCUUUUUCGGACCGGAAUAACAAAUUGGUUUGGGAUGAGAGUGUUAAAAUUAUGGAAGGACUGUUCACGGAAGUCUGGGGAGAUAAGGACACCAUUACAAUUGAUCACUGCGUGGACAUCACUUUGCCGAUUGCUCUCUUCGUAAUUGGCGUCGCUGGUUUUGGCAGAAACGUCUCAUGGAAAGAAGAUGUCGUGAUUCCUCCGGGUCACCAGAUGACCUUCAAAGACGCGCUUCACGUCGUCACGACCGACUUCUUCGUGAAGCUGAUUGUACCAGAUUGGGCUAUGCACUUCACCGCACGCUUGCGCCGAGCCAAGCUAGCCUUCGACGAGUUGCAUCGUUACAUGGCUGAGAUGAUCCGCCUUCGCCAAAAUUCCGAGAAAGUUGAACGACACGACCUUUUCAGCAGCCUUCUGGAUGCAAACUCUGGCGACCUUGGCGGUCCGGCGUUGACUGAGGAUGAGCUUAUCAGUAAUAUUUACAUCUUCCUGGUCGCUGGGCACGAAACAACAGCGCAUACGCUCUGCUUUACCUUUGGCUUGCUGGCGCUAUACCAAGAAGAACAAGAGAAGCUUUAUCGGCACAUAAAGUCUACUAUACCAUCUGACCGGCUUCCAACAUAUGAAGAGAUGCCUCUCCUCACCUAUUCCAUGGCGGUGUUCUACGAGACUUUGCGACUAUUCCCCCCGGUCGCAGCCGUGCCCAAAUUUUCUGCUGAGGACACUACUCUCACAACUACGGAUUCGGAAGGUGUGAAGAUUACUGUGCCGGUGCCAAAGGGAACAGAGAUUACCAUUGCCGUGCCGGGUCUUCAUUAUAACCCACGCUACUGGGAAGAUCCACACACUUUCAAACCUGAGCGUUUCCUUAAAGACUGGCCCCGUGAUGCUUUUGUCCCCUUUAGUGCUGGUGCUCGAGCCUGCAUCGGCAGGAAGUUCUUCGAAACCGAGGGGAUUGCCAUUUUAACCAUGCUCGUUUCAUGCUAUAAAAUCACUGUCAAGGAAGAACCCCAAUUCGCGGGAGAAACAUUUGAAGAACGCAAGGCGCGGGUUCUUGCCAACCGCGCGGGUCUAACGGUCACAGACCUACCAGGCUACCGCGUCCUUUUCACGCAAUACAGCCUCGUUGCCAAUUUAUUUCCACCGAUUCCCGGGAUCAGUCCAGGCAGCAACCACUUCUUCACCGACAAAUACACCACAUUCGAGCGGACGGGAUGGGAUAUUAGCACAGUAGUUGCGGUGCUUCCACAUGCUGAAGCUACCGUGGUACUGGCAGACGCUGAAGCAAUCAAGGAAGUUACUUCCUCCAGAGCACGGUUCCCCAAGCCUGUCGAGAUGUACGAAGUGCUAUCUCUAUUCGGCCGAAAUAUAGUCGCAUCCGAGGGAGAGGAAUGGAAAAAGUACCGGAAAAUAUCUGCUCCUGCAUUUUCUGAUCGCAACAACAAGCUCGUUUGGGACGAGGCUGUUCGGAUCAUGGUUGGUCUCUUCGACGAAGUUUGGAUGAAUGCGAAAACGAUCUCGGUAGAUCACUGUGUGGAAACAACCUUGCCUAUCGCACUGUUCGUUAUUGGCGUCGCAGGUUUUGGAAGGAGGAUAUCUUGGCAAGAUGACGUAGUAAUUCCUUUCGGGCACGAAAUGUCGUUUAAGGAUGCCUUGCACAUUGUUUCCACCGAUAUAUUUAUCAAGAUGAUUACGCCUGAAAAAGUAUUGGGUCUCACCACAAAGCUCCGGAGGAUCAGACAUGCAUUCGAGGAACUGGAGAUGUAUAUGGUUGAAAUGAUCAGAGAACGUCAAACAUCAGAGAAGGUUGAGAGGCACGAUCUAUUCACUAGCUUACUGGAAGCCAACGCCAAUGAUUUGGACAUCACUAGCCUUACUGAAAGCGAACUCACUGGGAACAUCUUUAUCUUCCUUCUUGCCGGACACGAGACAACUGCCCACACGCUUUGCUUCACCUUCGCUCUGCUUGCCUUCCAUGAAGAGGAACAAGAGGCAUUGUACCAACAUAUCAAGUCGGUGUUACCUGAUGGACACAUCCCGACGUAUGAGGAAAUGCCCUUGCUGACGCACUCCAUGGCUACAUUUUACGAGACGUUGAGAAUGUUUCCUCCGGUGGUUAAUGUCCCAAAAUAUAGUGCCGAGGACACGACACUAGUGGCUGGGAAUCAAAACGGCGAGAAGUUAACAGUGCCUGUCCCGAAAGGUGCUAAGAUUGCAAUCAACACUCCAGGCCUUCAUUACAAUCCCCGAUAUUGGGAGGACCCUCAUACUUUCAAACCAUCCCGCUUUUUGAAGGAUUGGAACAAGGACGCAUUUUUACCGUUCAGUGCCGGAGCUCGAGCUUGCCUCGGUAGGAAAUUUUUCGAGACGGAAGGCGUAGCCGUCUUGACUAUGUUGGUCUCUCGCUACAAGAUCUCGAUCAAAGUUGACCCGAAUUUCGCUCACGAGACACUCGAGCGGUGCAGGGAGCGGGUGUUGGCCACCCGAAAUGGGCUUACUUUGACGCCUGUGCAAGUUCCUUUGAGUUUCACCCGACGGGACUAG